Melanotaenia boesemani (Boeseman's rainbowfish) is the source of this 1810-nucleotide messenger RNA. It is a transcript of the gene dorip1, whose product is annotated as chromosome 20 C14orf28 homolog. The transcript is spliced from 5 exons. The record is from RefSeq and is a predicted model, not a curated record. The coding region runs from base 230 to 1246 and encodes 338 amino acids. NCBI's taxonomy places the organism in Eukaryota, Metazoa, Chordata, Actinopteri, Atheriniformes, Melanotaeniidae.
UGGAGAAUCAGCAGAGGGCGUGCGACGUGCGAUUGUUGACAUAUAAGAUAAAUAUCGUCCUAAAACUAACGCCAAUGUUUAUGUAGGUCAACUUGACAUGCACGAGAUAUUGUUUGGAUCUUCGCAGAGCAGCUACGAUUACAGUAUUUUGUAGAAAGUGCGAGAAGAAAAUCCUAUUUAUACAUCAAGCGUUAAGUACCACGGAAGACAUGAAGAAAUACAGAGCGCUAUGGAGAGUAGAUUCAGUGUUUUGAACGACACAGAAGACCUCUCGCAAUUUUCAAACGCUGAUAACAGUAUUCACGCCGAAAGAUCUAAAACACUGUUUGAAGAAAUUCGUGCCUCCUUAAACAACAAUGAUGAAGAGGACCGUGCAUUCUGGAGGCCUGUGCUCCCUUGGGGUGGUGUCUUUACCAUUAAGGCAGGACGGAAGGCCUUAUCAUGCAUCCCUCUGUACGUGGAAAUCCAAUUGAAAAACACCUGCACCAUUGAUGGCUUCCUUAUGAUUCUGUAUGUGAUUCUGCGGGACAACCAGGGCUUUCAUAGGGAGUUGGCUGUCUUCUUGGGCAAGCAAUUUGUGGACCAUUUCCUCUACCUGAUGGACUCCUGUGACUACACGACAGUAAAGAUGCUGUGGAUCUGGAACAGGAUGUCUAAAAGACAAUACCGCUCUGAGAUCCACCAGACAGCGCUGGAGAUUGACCUCUUUGGUAAUGAGCAUGAGAACUUCACAGAAAACCUGGAAAACCUCAUGUCCACCAUACAGGAGAGCCUGUGCACCAACUGGAGCUGCCCAUCACGCUUCCAGGAUUUCAUCAAAAGCACCAUUAACAUCAGCCCUCCUCAUGAGCUGCCUCACAGAGACCCAAUUCGGUCAGCUGUGGACGAGUUCUUCUGCCCCAAGCUCCUACUCUGUUCAGAACAAGGAUGUGACGGUUUAAGAGAGUUUUCUCAGAGGGUUUUUUGCCACGGCCCCCCACCCUUCGUUAUUCUCAACAUGCAGCAGUGGCGAUCAGAGGAUCUGUCUUAUGUCCCGUACCAUCUGGCUCUCUGUCAGCACAGAUACUUACUAGAGGGCGCCACGCUCUUCAACAAGGAGGAGCAGCACUACUCUGCAGCUUUCCAUUUAGAUGGAUGUUGGAUGCACUAUGAUGGUCUGAGGAGUGAUAAUCUGAUCCUGCUGCACAAGCCGCCGGAGCUCCUGUUGCUGUCCUCUCUGGUCUACAUCCGCGCCGCUGAGAAGUGAAAGUUUCUUGUAGGGGGUGAACAUACAGUACAGAAGUGAAGGCAUUCAUCAUUUUCUCUUUGAUUUCUCUGGCAUAAUAUUUUUUUAAUAGCCAUGCUUCUUUUUUCUAUUAAGUUUACAGUUAGGUACUGCCCUGAGAAAGCUUUCAUUGUCAGCUGUAACGGUGAAUGACAUGUGGAAAUUUUUAGCUGAGUUUUUACUGAAAACAUCUUGUGCAAAUUAAAAGUUCCUUCUUUUUUUUGGCAUGCUUGGAAUCCAAGAAUAUAAUGGACUAUAAUAGUUCUGGGUUGAUAUACAUGGAUGAAAAUACAAGUGAAUACAUUUCUGUGUAAACCUUAAACAAUACUGUAUAAAAUUUUUCGGCUGCAGCUGUUAAACUGCAGGUGAGUACUGUUAAGUUUCCCCGUAUAAACGCUGUUUGGCGUUGACACAGUACAUACGGUAUUUUCCAGAAAAGUCUGUCUGUUUCACUUUACAUUAAUGCAUAUCAGCCCUUUCUAAAAAAAAAAAAAACAAAUAAACUGGUGCUCCUAUUUACACUGUGGUCUGAGGGAAAUAACUGAA